Messenger RNA from Leucoraja erinaceus (little skate), 1503 nucleotides. RefSeq names its product SH3-binding domain protein 5-like, b (gene sh3bp5lb). Gene Ontology annotation, molecular function: protein kinase inhibitor activity. Gene Ontology annotation, cellular component: cytoplasm. NCBI's taxonomy places the organism in Eukaryota, Metazoa, Chordata, Chondrichthyes, Rajiformes, Rajidae. The annotation marks the transcript as partial. The record is from RefSeq and is a predicted model, not a curated record. Gene Ontology annotation, biological process: negative regulation of protein tyrosine kinase activity; intracellular signal transduction. The transcript has 6 exons.
AGCCUGAGGCCCAGGGCGGUAGUGAGGCCUGAGGCCCGGGGAGUCGUGAAGCCUGAGGCCCAGGGGGUAGUGAGGCCUGAGGCCCAGGGGGUAGUAAAGCCUGAGGCCCAGGGGGUAGUAGUGAGGCCUGAGGCCCAGGGGGCAGUAAAGCCUGAGGCCCAGGGUGCAGUAGUAAAGCCUGAGGCCCAGGGGGUAGUAGUGAGGCCUGAGGCCCAGGGGGCAGUAAAGCCUGAGGCCCAGGGGGUAGUGAGGCCUGAGGCCCAGAGCGACGGCAGCGACAGCGGCAAAGAAGACCGGGAGGACGAGGAGGAGCUGGACCCCCGCAUCCAGGAGGAGCUGGAGCAGCUGAACCUGGCCAGUGCAGAGAUCAAUAAAUUGGAGCUCCAGCUGGAUGAUGCCAGGAGCAUGUACCGGAAGAUUCUGUCAGAGUCGGCGAGGAAGCUGAACGCCCAGGGCUCUCAGCUGGGCAACUGCAUCGAGAAGGCCAGGCCAUACUACGAGGCUCGACGACAGGCCAAGGAGGCCCAGCAGGAGACGCAGUAGGCCGCUCUGCGCUACGAGAGGGCAGUGAGCAUGCACAACGCUGCCCGGGAGAUGGUGUACGUGGCUGAACAGGGGCUGAUGGCCGACACCAACCGUCUCGACCCCACCUGGCAGGAGAUGCUGAACCACGCGACCUCCAAGGUGAACGAGGCAGAGGAGGAGCGUCUACGGGGCGAGCGGGAGCACCAGCGGGUCACGCAGCAGUGCCAGCAGGCCGAGGCACGCGUGCAGCAGCUCCAGAAGGCCCUCAAGAGGCUCAUCCUCAAGUCGAAGCCCUACUUCGAGCUCAAGGCCCAGUUCAACCAGAUGCUGGAGGAGCACAAGGCACGUGUGACAGCGUUAGAGAGACAUGUAGCUCAGAUUAAGACUCGUUACUCUGUGGCGUUGAGGAACCUGGAACAGAUCAGCGAGCAGAUCCACGCGCGCCGCCUCCAACGCCUGGCGGUUCGCCGAUCCUCGCCGGUGGGGGCGGAGGCCAGCCCGGCCUACACGGAGGAGGAGGGGACGUCAGGCCUGGCUCCGCCAGGGAACGAUGGCCCUGCCUCUGACACCCUGUCCGUCCUCAGCUUCCAGACCAUCGCCUCUGACCUACAGAAGUUCGACUCGGUGGAGCAUCUGGAGGAGAUGUCGGACGUGGCCAGCCUGGACAGCGACGAGCCCGAGCCAGAGUCCGCCCUAUCACCCCGUAACGCCUUCCUCUGUGGGCACCAUCGCAGUGUCAGCUUGUAGCCCACCCAGGCCCAGGCCCAGGCCCAAGCCCAGGCCCAGGCUCAGGCCCCGGCUACACUGCCCAGGCUCAGGCCCCGGUUACACUCCCCAGGAAGGCCCAGGCCCAGGCUCAGGCCACGGUUACACUCCCCAGGUAGGCCCAGGCCCCGGCUCAGGCCCCGGCUACACUCCCCAGGUAGGCCCAGGCCCAGGCUCAGGCCCCGGCUACACUCCCCAGGGCCCAGGCUCAGG